AUGCUGGAAUCCUAUGUAACUCCUAUUUUGAUGAGUUAUGUGAAUCGCUACAUAAAGAACUUGAAGCCUUCAGAUCUACAGUUGUCACUCUGGGGAGGAGAUGUUGUACUUAGUAAACUUGAAUUAAAGUUGGAUGUACUUGAGCAGGAGCUGAAACUACCAUUUACUUUUUUAAGUGGGCAUAUUCAUGAACUUCGGAUUCAUGUGCCAUGGACAAAAUUGGGAUCAGAACCAGUUGUCAUCACUAUCAAUACGAUGGAAUGCAUCUUGAAAUUAAAGGAUGGAGCUCAGCAGGAAGACCACGAAAGUUGUGGCUCCAGUUCAACAAACCGCAGUACCACGGAAAGCAUGAAAUCUGCAGUAAAACCACGACGAGUUCAGCAGUCUGCUUCUCCUGACCCUGAUUUACCUCCAGGUUAUGUUCAGAGUUUGAUUAGGCGUGUUGUAAACAAUGUCAACAUUGUGAUCAACAAUCUCAUAUUAAAAUAUGUAGAGGAUGAUAUUGUUCUCUCAGUCAAUAUCACUUCUGCAGAAUGCUAUACAGUGGAUGAGUUUUGGGAUCGAGCGUUUAUGGACAUCUCUGCCACCGAUCUGGUACUGAGAAAGAUGAUCAACUUUUCUGACUGCACAGUAUGUCUUGAUAAGAGAAAUGCUAGUGGUAAAAUUGAAUUUUACCAGGAACCUCUGCUGUACAAAUGUUCCUUCAGGACUCGUCUGCAUUUUACUUAUGAUAAUCUCAACUCCAAAAUGCCAUCUAUUAUUAAAGUUCACACAUUAGUUGAAAGUUUGAAACUUUCAAUCUCUGAUCAGCAGCUUCCGAUGUUUAUACGUAUAAUGCAACUUGGGAUUGCUCUUUAUUAUGGAGAAAUAGGCAACUUCAAAGAUGGGGAGAGUGAAGAUUUGAUUUGCCACACUAAAGAUAUGUUGGGAAAUAUCACAGGUGCAGAAGAUGAAACAAGCUCAGUAAUGCAAUAUCCAACACAGUAUAUUAAUCAAGAUCCUUAUUUGCACCAAGAUGAUGACCAGCAACAAGGAUGGGUUUCUUGGGCUUGGUCUUUUGUUCCUGCUAUUGUGAGUUACGAUGAUGAAGAGAAUGAUUCUAGUGGAAUUGAUGAUGGAACAACGCUACAUCAGCAGAAAUCUCAAUCCCUCAAGGAUCCUAUUAUUUCAAUUGGGUUUUACUGUACAAAGGCAACAGUGACUUUUAAGCUCACUGAAAUGCAAGCUGAAAGUAGUUAUUACAGUCCUCAGAAAGUAAAAUCCAAAGAAGUUAUAUGCUGGGAACAAGAAGGAACCACAGUUGAGGUCCUUAUGAAAGGUGAACUUUUCUUUGAUUGCCAAAUAGGUUUUGUUGGUUGCCAAGCUAUGUGCCUUAAAGGAAUUAUGGGAAUUAAAGACUUUGAAGAGAACAUGAAUAGGAGUGAUGAAGAGGCCUCCUUCUUUAAUUGCGGAGAAAAUUUGAGUGCAAAAGGGAUGACAUACCUUACGAAUUCACUAUUUGAUUACAGAAGUCCAGAAAAUAAUAGUAUUCGUGCAGAAUUUAUAUUGGAUGCAGCUCAUCAUAAGGAGACGUACACAGAGAUAGCUGGAAUGCAGAGGUUUGGGGCUUUCUACAUGGAUUACUUGUACACAAUGGAAAGCACCAGUGGCAAAGUUUCUGGGAAUCAGCAAGACCUUUCUUCAGUAAAGAGUGAAGAUUUUGGAAAUGUUCAGGAGAUGUCUACAAAAAGCCUCAUUGUGGGCCCACUCAAUCUUCGAUUGGAUAGCAGUGCGGUACACCGGAUAAUGAAAAUGAUAGUUUGUGCUCUGGAACAUGAAUAUGAGCCAUACAGCAGAACUAAGCCAGAUAUUAUGGACGGAAAUAGAGCUAUGCCAAGCUCAGAAGAAGUAGCAUUAUUGGAGGAAUACAUUCCCACUCGACUUACAACUUUCACUGUUCUUAAGUGUACGAUUAUAAUCCCUGUGGCAGAAUUCAAUUUACUAGACCACCUGAUGCCCAUAAUCAUGGGUGAGAAGAACUUAAGUGGACUGUUAAAUGCCGCAAGCUUCCAGCCCCUGCGGCCUUUACCUUCUGUCCGAAUCUUGGUGGAUAAAGUUAACCUGGAGCACUCGGUGCCGAUGUAUGCUGAGCAACUGGUGCACAUGGUCAGCAGCCUUGGCCAGCCAUCUGACAACCUGCUUCAUUACUGUUAUUCACACUGCUAUCUGAAGAUAUUUGGUUUUCAAGCAGCACUGACUUCUUUGGAUAGUAAAGGAUUGUACUGCUUCCCUGUUCCAGUUAUUCCCUCAUUCAGUACUGCUGUUUAUGGCAAGCUGAUCAAGUUUCCCAAAUAUUGGAUCAAGCGAGCUCAUGUCCCACUGACAGAAUGCAUAUUUGAGCUUCCUAAUUUGACAGUUCAAGCAACUAGAGCUCAAACCCUUCUGCUUCAAACUAUUUAUCAGAGCUGGUGUCAUCCUGCUGGAAAUGUCAGUUCGGUGGUGGUAAAUGAAGCUUUACUGAAUGAGGUUUUCCAAACUUCAGGUGUGAAAUCUAAGAAUCCCCUGCCAACUCUUGAGGGCUCAAUCCAGAAUGUUGAAUUGAAGUACUGCGGCACAUCAUUGGUCAAAUGUGCCUCUGGGACCGUGGGAUCAAUAAAAAUUUGUGCCAAAGCCCCAGGUGAUGGUGGAAAAGAGAAGCUGAUUCCUUUAAUUCAAGGCCCUUCUGACACCAGAGACUUACACAGCAGUAAAUGGCUCAAUGAGAGUAGAAAGCCAGAAUCUCUCUUAGCUCCAGAUUUGGUAGCCUUUACAAUCCAAAUUCCACAGUAUAUGGACUACUGCCAUAAUUCUGGUGCAGUACUCUUGUCCAGUGUACAAGGAUUAGCAAUUAAUGUCGAUCCGGUCCUGUAUACUUGGCUUAUCUACCAACCUCAGAAACGAGCUAGUAGACACAUUCAGCAGCAGUCUGUAGGAACUGUUCCGCUUGGUGUGUCAGUAACUCGAAAAAAAGAGGAUGAAGCAUCAGUUGGAAGUGCACCUUUGGCAAGGCAGCAAUCAAAUCAAGCCUCUGAGUAUGCCAGCAGUCCUGUCAAAACAAAAACAGUAACAGAAUCUCGUCCUUUGUCACUUCCUGUGAAACCCAUGCUGAACUCAUCUGAAAGCUGCAGAAGUCCUGAAGAAAGAAUGAAGGAAUUUAUUGGAAUAGUGUGGAAUGCAGUUAAGCGCCUUACACUUCAGCUUGAAGUGCAAUCUUGUUGUGUAUUCCUUCCGAAUGACAGCCUGCCUUCCCCAAGUACUAUUGUAUCAGGUGACAUUCCCAGGACUGUGCGAAGCUGGUAUCAUGGGCAGGCCAGUAUGCCUGGCACACUUGUCGUCUGCUUGCCCCAGAUAAAGAUUAUGAGUGCUGGACACAAACACAUGGAACCAUUGCAGGAAAUCCCAUUUGUUGUGCUGAGACCCAUCCUGGAAGAAGGUGAUGCUUUUCCGUGGACUAUUAGCCUUCAUCAUUUCAGUAUAUAUACUCUUCUUGGACAACAGAUGACACUUGAUUUAGUGGAACCAAUGGGCUGUACUUCUACUUUAGCUGUUACUUCACAGAAACUGCUUGCUUCAGGGCCAGAAUCCAGACACUCAUUUGUUGUCUGCCUCCAUGUCGACCUUGAGUCCCUUGAAGUAAAAUGCUCCAACCCCCAGGUUCAGCUUCUGUAUGAACUGGCUGAGAUCACAAGUAAAGUUUGGAAUAAAAUUCAGAGAAAAGGAAUUCUAUAUCAGUCUUCUGUCUAUACUGAAACCAUGACAGGACCUGCUCCUCCUAGCUCUCCAGUUAAAAGUAGUGUUGGUACCGCUCCACCAGAUACCAGCACAUACAGCCCAUCUGCUGACAUUGGAACCACUACAGAGGGUGAUUCUCUUCAGAGUGGUGAUGAUUCUCCAUUCUCAGACUCCAUUACCUUGGAACAAACAACAAGUAAUAUCGGAGUCUCAAGUGGACGUGUCAGCCUAUGGAUGCAGUGGAUGUUGCCAAAAAUUACUAUAAAGUUGUUUGCUCCUGAUCCUAGAAAUAAUGGCACAGAAGUUUGUGUUGUCAGUGAAUUAGAAGAUCUCAGUGCCUCAGUGGAUAUGCAGGAUGUCUAUACCAAAAUCAAAUGUAAAAUAGAAAGCUUCAAUAUUGACCAUUACAGAAACAGCCUUGGGGAAGAUUCUUGGUCUCUGGGGCAAUAUGGAGGUGUGUUCCUUUCCUGUACUGACAAGCUGAACAGACGUACCUUGUUGGUUCGACCCAUCAGCAAGCAGGACCCUUUCAGUAAUUUCUCUGGCUUCUUUCCCUCUACAACUGCAAAACUUUUAGAUGGCUCACACCAACAACAUGGAUUUCUUUCUCUCACUUAUACCAAAGCUGUGACAAAAAAUGUCCGGCACAAACUGAUAUCAAGAAAUGAGCGAAGAACAUUCCAUAAGCUCUCAGAAGGUCAUACUGAUGGUUCGCCUCACUUUCUUCAUGAGAUCCUUCUCUCUGCUCAGGCUUUUGACGUGGUCCUCUGUUUUCCAUUGCUUAAUGCUAUUGCAAGCAUUUUUCAAGCCAGGUUGCCAAGGAGUCAAAAGGAGAAAAGAAAAUCACCAGGCCAACCUAUGAGGACUCAUGCUCUAACUUCCCGCAACUUGCCUCUGAUUUAUAUCAACACUGGUGUAAUAAGAGUCUUUUUUCCCCAAAAUGAGGAAGAUCACCAUACUGCAGAAGCUAAUCCGGCAAUUAAAGAAGACACUUUGGUUCUCAAGAUUGGAUCUGCCUGUAUGGCUCCUCAGGCUGACAACCCUCUUAGUAGAGCUGUGCUUAGAAAAGACAUUUAUCAGUAA
This is a messenger RNA of Pygoscelis adeliae (Adelie penguin), 4833 nucleotides long. RefSeq names its product vacuolar protein sorting-associated protein 13B-like. Lineage: Eukaryota; Metazoa; Chordata; Aves; Sphenisciformes; Spheniscidae. The record is from RefSeq and is a predicted model, not a curated record. Bases 1 to 4833 code for a protein of 1610 amino acids. The transcript has 29 exons.